Molecule: messenger RNA, 1161 nt
Organism: Penicillium riverlandense
Lineage: Eukaryota; Fungi; Ascomycota; Eurotiomycetes; Eurotiales; Aspergillaceae
Product: alanine--glyoxylate transaminase
Exons: 2
Coding region: 1-1161 (386 amino acids)
Cellular component (GO): peroxisome
Molecular function (GO): L-alanine:glyoxylate transaminase activity; L-serine:pyruvate transaminase activity
Source: RefSeq, a predicted model, not a curated record
AUGUCUGCCCAAGCCCCUCAUAACACUCUGCUCAUCCCGGGCCCCAUCGAGUUCGACGAUGCCGUGCUGCAAUCCAUGGCCCACUACGCCGAGAGCCAUGUCGCUCCCGGCUUCGUCAAGGUCUUCGGUGAGGCCAUCGCCCUCGUACGCAAGCUGUUCCAGUCGACCGACCCCGCCGCACAGCCGUUCGUCAUCUCCGGCAGCGGCACCCUCGGCUGGGAUCUGGUGUCUGCCAACCUGAUCGAGCGGGGCGAUAACGCAUUGGUGCUCAACUCCGGCUACUUCGGCGAUUCGUUCGCCAACUGCCUGGAAACAUACGGUGCGCAAGUGACGCAACUCAAGUCGGUUAUUGGCGAGCGACACUCCCUCGACCAGGUCGAGCAGGCCCUGAAGGCGAAGCCGUACAAGGUCAUCACAAUCACCCACGUCGACACCUCGACCGGCGUGCUGAGCGACGUCAAGGGCGUCGCGCAGCUUGUCCGCCGGGUCAGCCCGGAGACUCUGGUGGUGGUUGACGGCGUGUGCAGCGUGGGCUCGGAGGAGAUCGCUUUCGACGAGUGGGAGCUGGACGCCGUGGUCACGGCCAGCCAGAAGGCCAUCGGCUGCCCGCCCGGUCUGAGCAUCGUGAUGUGCUCUGGCCGCGCGGUCCAGCGUGCCCAGUCGCGCAAGACCCCGCCGGGCUCGUACUACGCCUCGAUUGCCAACUGGCUGCCCAUCAUGAAGAACUACGAGGCCUUCAAGCCCUCCUACUUCGCCACCCCGCCCACCCAGCUGGUCCACGCCCUGCACACCACCCUCAGCCAGAUCACCGCCCGCCCCGUCUCCGAGCGCUUCGCCGUGCACGCCCGGGAGUCGGACCGCGUCAAGGCUGCCAUCGCCGAAAUGGGUCUCAAGCAGCUGGCGCCCAACCCGGAGGCCCAGGCCCACGGCAUGACCGCUAUGUACCUGCCCGAGGGUCUGACCCCGCCGGACGUGCUGCCGGGUCUGCUGAAGCGCGGCGUGAUCUUCGCAGCCGGCCUGCACAAGGAGAUUGCCACCAAGUACAUUCGCUUCGGCCACAUGGGUGUCAGUGUGACUGACCCCAACCGCAAGGAUAUUGACAACGCGCUGGCUGCGCUGAAGGAGGCUCUCGCCGAGGCCAAGCAGGCCAAGGGCUUGUAA